AUGGAAUUGGAAUCAGAUACAGAACACAACCACAACAUGAUGAUCGAUCACAAGAUUCCAACACAUAACAUGCAAAUUGAUCCAUCAAGAUAUUGUUUUCCAUGUUGCAUUGUAUGGACACCUCUUCCUGUUGUUUCAUGGCUUCUUCCUUUUGUUAGUCAUAUUGGUAUAGGCAGAGAAGAUGGAGUCAUUCUAGACUUUGCAGGACCUAACUUUGUGUGUGCAGAUAACUUCACUUUUGGAGCUGUUACUCGUUACAUUCAAAUAAGUAAAGAUAAGGUGCUUGAUAUGCCUGCUUAUGAGGCUUGA
Molecule: messenger RNA, 309 nt
Organism: Lactuca saligna
Lineage: Eukaryota; Viridiplantae; Streptophyta; Magnoliopsida; Asterales; Asteraceae
Source: the annotation of a GenBank genome assembly